Molecule: messenger RNA, 2037 nt
Organism: Scomber japonicus (chub mackerel)
Lineage: Eukaryota; Metazoa; Chordata; Actinopteri; Scombriformes; Scombridae
Gene: emp1a
Product: epithelial membrane protein 1
Exons: 5
Coding region: 97-570 (157 amino acids)
Cellular component (GO): plasma membrane
Source: RefSeq, a predicted model, not a curated record
UGCGAAUUCAAAGCUGGGUGGGUCUACAGUGUCUCACAUUCCCAAAAAACUCCCGGGCCGUGCGUUAAAGCGCUUUGAGUUUUUCAGAAGGCCACAAUGUUGAUGCUGGCUGGAAUCGUCCUUCUGCAUAUCACCACCAUCAUCCUGCUUCUGGUGGCCACCAUUGAUAAUGCCUGGUGGACCAGCGCAACAGUGUCGACUGACUUAUGGGGCAAGUGGGAGAGGACGGAAUCAGUCUGGCAUUACAUGAACCUAAAAGACUAUCCAGAGGAAUAUCUCCAGACAGUGCAGGCUACCUCAGUGCUGGCCUGUAUUUUCACCAUCCUGGCCUUGUUUGUGUUUGUGGCUCAGCUGUUCACUCUGCCCAAAGGCCAGAGGUUCACCUUCACUGGCAUUUUACAGCUAAUCGCCUGCCUGUGUAUAAUGAUUGCAGCCUCAAUCUACACAGCCCAGCUUCACGUCAAUGAAGAAGGAAAGUACGGACACUCCUAUGUCCUGGCUUGGAUCUCUUUUGUCUUCACCUUACUCUUAGCUAUCACCUACCUCAUCCUGCGGAAGAAGAGCGAGUAAGAGGAUAAGAGGAAGACGGUCAAGGCUGGGAUCAUAUUCCUUUGAAUUUGGAACAGACAAGAAUGGGAAUGUUUUUCAGAGUUUGGGAAAAACCCAUUAAAGGUUGUUGAUUUUAGCUACAUUUGCAGCUAGGAAAGUUGGAAAUAAUAUUCAAUCGCUAACAAGAGCCAUUUUAUAUUUUGAAUAGUAGUUAAUUAUUAGUUAAUUGAACUCAUGCUAAUACUUCACUUUUAUGGACUUUUUUAAAUUCAGAUAUCUAUUUGAUUAAAUGGAGAGUGAGGCAGUACAGGGCACAAAAUAAUGUUUGAGAUUGGGAGGGUGCAGCCCCUAAAAGUGCUUAUUAAAGCAGUGUGAGCAUCGUUCCAUUGGAUAGUUACAUAAAUAUAUUUGGAAAACUCAGUCAUGUUUGUGAUUUAAGGGAAUAGCUCAUAUUUUGGAAAAUUCAGUUCACUUAUUUACUUUAUUCUGUAGAGUUAGCAAAUUGCUACCACUUGACACAGUGGUAUCAAUUUUCUCAACUUAUUCAGCAAGAAAGCUAUCAUCCAAAAAGAUCUCUUUGAGAAUCUAACAGAGUUGAGUGUUUUGGCCCUCGGUAAAAAAGCUUUUUUUGAGAUGUAGUAGUUGAAAAUACUAAUAACGUACUUAUCAUCCUGAAGUAUCACGUCGUGAGGUUUACAGCUACUACUGCAGGUUUCCAGAGUCAAGAAGUGAAAAAUACUGUAUCUGGGAAGGUACGGCGUGUUGGCAACACUACAACAUUCAUGUUGCAGUACUUGAUCAGAAAACACAAGCCUUUAUUUACAGUACAAGUAGUUUUAAUCGUGUAUCAUUAUUUUACAAUUGAAGUAUAGUGUAUCCAUUGUUUUAUCUAUGUAUAUUAUAACCAUUAUAUUUUUGUAAUAUUUUCUAUUGAGUGUUUUUUAAAUUACAUUUGAUUUUGUGUGUUUGUAGUUGGCUGCUAUCAUAAGAAAGUACAUGAAAUUUGUACAAGUGAACAUAACAUGAACCAGGGAUAGAGGAUGAUGGUGUUUCAUUUUAUCACAUUUCAGAACUAUGCAUUAGAAGGUUUUGUUUGUAAUUGCGUUUGAAUUUAAGCCAUAUCAUUUAUUAAUAAAAAAAAAAAAUUAUAACAUAAGGCAUUAUGUUUCAUCUAUUUAACUGCUGGGAAUAAAUACUACAAGAUACAACUCAAAACAGUCACUAUUACAAGGCAUAAUAAAUAAUUAUUAACUGGCCCAGUGUUGUAACUUGACACAUUUUCACAUCAGGGUGACUAAACAACAACAUACUACAAAUUUCAAAUGGGUUUUAACCGAUUUUUUAAAUCCAUGUGAUUUGAUUUGAUAAGGAAAAGUUUUAUAUUGUGUGUGAGUUACAACACUAGUUUUGAAAACAACACUUCUUCAGGCCUUACAACAGACCCAGUGAGAAACAGGAAUGUUCCAUUAUAUAAAGUAUUGUUCCCAG